Candida tropicalis MYA-3404 is the source of this 1731-nucleotide messenger RNA. Its product is annotated as alpha-glucosidase. The coding region runs from base 1 to 1731 and encodes 576 amino acids. The transcript has a single exon. The record is from RefSeq and is a predicted model, not a curated record. Gene Ontology annotation, molecular function: alpha-amylase activity. Gene Ontology annotation, biological process: oligosaccharide catabolic process. Lineage: Eukaryota; Fungi; Ascomycota; Pichiomycetes; Serinales; Debaryomycetaceae.
AUGACUAUUGACUAUACUUGGUGGAAAGACGCUACAAUUUAUCAAAUCUGGCCAGCUUCUUAUAAAGAUUCCAAUGGUGACGGUAUUGGUGAUAUCCCAGGGAUUAUUUCCGAAUUAGACUAUAUCAAAGAUUUAGGAGUUGAUAUUAUCUGGUUGAGUCCAAUGUACAAAUCCCCAAUGGAAGAUAUGGGUUAUGAUAUCAGUGAUUAUGAAGACAUCAACCCAGAUUUCGGUACUUUGCAAGAUAUGCAAAAUUUAAUUGAUGGUUGCCACGAAAGAGGCAUGAAAAUCAUCUGUGAUUUAGUCAUCAACCACACUUCUGCUGACCACGAAUGGUUCAAAGAAUCAAGAUCCUCCUUAGACAACCCAAAGAGAGACUGGUAUAUCUGGAAGAAACCAAAAUAUGAUGCUGAUGGUAACAGACAACCACCUAAUAACUGGCAAUCCUACUUUUCAGGAUCUGCUUGGGAAUAUGAUGAACCAACCGGUGAAUAUUACUUGAGAUUGUUUGCUAAAGGUCAACCGGAUUUGAAUUGGGAGAAUGAAGAAUGUAGAAAAGCAAUUUAUGAUUCAGCAAUUAGAUUUUGGUUGAACAGAGGAGUUGAUGGUUUUAGAAUUGACGUUGCUGGAUUUUAUUCUAAAGAACAAUCAUUUACUGAUGCCCCAAUUACUUAUGUGGAUCAACUUCAUCAACCAAGUAAAGAAUUAACUUCAAAUGGACCAAGAAUCCAUGAAUUCCACCAGGAAAUGAAUAAGGAAAUAUGGUCCAAAUAUGAUAUUAUGACCGUUGGUGAAAUGUGUCAUUGGACAAAACAAGAAGCUUUAAAAUAUGUUAGUGCUUCUAGAAAUGAAAUGAAUAUGAUGUUUAUUUUUGAUGUUGUUGAAUUAGGUACUGAAAAUAGUGAUAGAUUUAGAUAUUUUGGUUGGAAUUUAAUUGAUUUUAAAAAUGCUGUGAAAAGUCAAAGUGAUUUCAUUAAAGGUACUGAUGCUUGGUCAACUGUUUUCAUUGAGAAUCAUGACCAACCAAGAUCAAUUACUCGUUUUGGUAAUGAUAAGAAAUAUCACACAAAGAGUGGUAAAUUAAUAGCAAUGUUACAAACUACUUUAACUGGUACUUUAUUCAUCUACCAAGGUCAAGAAAUCGGUAUGACCAAUUUACCAAGAUCAUGGUCUAUUGAAGAAUACAAAGAUGUUUAUACCACCAAUUAUUAUAACGAGUUUAAGAAAAAAUAUGGAGAUGAUGCUGAUUUUAAACAAAAGGAAAAACAAUUAAUGGAUGUUAUCAAUAUGGUUGCAAGAGAUCAUUCCAGAUCUCCAGUUCAAUGGAAUUCUUCAGCUAAUGCUGGUUUUACUUCAGGUAAACCAUGGAUGAAAGUUAAUGAUAAUUAUACUGACAUUAACGUGAAAGAACAACAACAUAAUCCAAAUUCUUUAUUGAAAUUUUACCAAAAGAUGUUGAAAUUAAGAAAAGAGUACAAGGAUUUAUUCAUUUAUGGAUCAUUUGAAAUCUUAGAUUAUAAUAAUGAUAAAUCUUUUACUUUUAUUAAAGAAAUCAUGGAUGCUAAAUCUCCAAAAGCUUAUGUGGUUUUGAACUUUUCUAAUGACGUUGUUCCUUUUGAACGUUUGAUUGAAGGUGAGUUUGAAUUGGUAGCAUCUAACUUGGAUUCGGCUACAGAAUUUGAAGAGUCUAUUUUGUCUCCUUAUGAAGGUAGAGUUUAUAUCGUAGAAUAG